AUGCAGCGGGAGCUGGGCACGCUGCCGCUGGCCCCCUCCCUGCGUGCCCGCCACGCCGCCGCUGCCUUCCAGACGGCGCAGGAGCUGCUGGACACCGGGCCCUGCGGCCUGAGCAAAGAAAUUGGAAUCUAGGAAGAGGCGCUGGAAGCGCUGCAGGUGAUGAGGGAGGAAUGUGACGGCAAUGCAGCAAGGCCAACUGGGGGAUCAGGUGCCACCAGGAAGUUCACAGCCCUGGAGCUUCUGGAAGAAGAGCAAACCCAGGGUUUCAUCAUCACCUUCUGCUCAGUACUGGACAACAUCCUGGGAGGUGGGGUGCAGCUGACAAAAAUCACCGAGAUCUGGGGAGCACCCGGUGUUGGCAAAAUGCAGCUGUGCAUGCAGCUGGCAGUGGAUGUGCAGAUCCUGGAGUGCUUUGGGGGCGUUGCUGGAGAAGCUGUGUUCAGUGACACCGAGGGAAGUUUUAUGGUGGACAGAGUGGUGGACAUUGCAGCUGCGUGUGUGCAGCACUGCCACCGUAUUGCUGAAGCUCAGCAAGAAGAGGAUCAUCAGAAAGCUUUGGAGACUUUCUCUCUGGAAAAUAUCCUCUCUCACAUCUAUUACUUCCGUUGUCGUGACUAUGGCCUUUUUCCCCCAUUGAUUGACCUGUGGCAGUCCUGUAGAUCCAAAACCACCGUCCUUUCCAUCUCACUGAUCAGCCCUGGGAACACAGGAACGGAAAGGCACGAGCUGAGCGAUGCGCGUUCCUGCAGGAAUAGUGACAGGAGGAGAAGGGAUGGAAACCAUAGCACGUAUUUGACCUGUGAAAUCUGCAUCAAUGACUCCCGGGUGAACAAAGAUUCCCUGGAGAGUGGCACUAGAUCGUCCCACGAGCAGUGCACUCAGCCCCUGGCCCAAAGGUCCAAAGGCAUCCAGGGGAGCCUUAUGCACACCGGCAGAGUCUAG
Catharus ustulatus (Swainson's thrush) is the source of this 942-nucleotide messenger RNA. RefSeq names its product DNA repair protein RAD51 homolog 3-like. NCBI's taxonomy places the organism in Eukaryota, Metazoa, Chordata, Aves, Passeriformes, Turdidae. Gene Ontology annotation, cellular component: Rad51B-Rad51C-Rad51D-XRCC2 complex; replication fork; Rad51C-XRCC3 complex. Gene Ontology annotation, biological process: DNA repair; reciprocal meiotic recombination; meiotic DNA recombinase assembly. The record is from RefSeq and is a predicted model, not a curated record. Gene Ontology annotation, molecular function: ATP binding; ATP-dependent DNA damage sensor activity; crossover junction DNA endonuclease activity.